Messenger RNA from Rubroshorea leprosula, 762 nucleotides. The record is from the annotation of a GenBank genome assembly. Lineage: Eukaryota; Viridiplantae; Streptophyta; Magnoliopsida; Malvales; Dipterocarpaceae.
UGCAUGUCUGGAUAUUAUGCAGAAACAAAAGAACAAAGUCUGAAAGCUGAAAAACAUGCUCUGGGCAGUCUGUGUGUGUGCUGGGCAGGCUUGUAACUGAUCUCUCUUUCUGGUUUUUCUUUGCUUCGGUGCUGUCAACCUCCCUCCAUGAUCUCCGGUACUGUUCCUCGAUUUUCGGCACUGUUCCUCCAUGAUCUGGUAGUGGGAUUGCAGCUUGAAUCAUAUUUCUUUGUCUUGAACAAAAAAAUAUACACACACACCUUUGGAGCUGAAGAAAAAGAAGGAAGAAAUGGAUCAAUCCUCGAUGGAGAAACUGAUCUCGUGACUUGGGAACCGGACGGAAUUGCGACGAUCACCAUCAAUCGGCCUAAGUCCCUCAACUCGUUGACCCGGGCAAUGAUGAAGAAUCUUGCUCAAGGGUUCAAGGCCCUGGGAAAGGACAAUUCCGUACGGGUCAUAAUCCUUACAGGGUCGAGUCGGGCGUUCUGUUCUGGCGUCGAUCUGACGGCGGCGGAGGACGUGUUUAAGGGUGACGUGAAGGACCUGGAGUCUAAUACUGUUGCCCAGAUGGAACGGUGCCCCAAACCCCUUAUCGGAGCCAUUAACGGGUUCGCAGUCACCGCCAGGUCACAAGAAUCAUUGGAAAACGACGCCCCAUCGAAGCCGAGCUCUUGCGCCUCGAAUAAUUGACCGUGCUUCUUGGCGAGGAGAGGGGAAGAAGACGAUGGAAGCUAGCAAACGAAGUAAAACCCUAGAUCCCCA